GUACGGCGGAAGGAGGCUUCAAACGCACUUCACCUCCGCAUAUAUUCCCGAUGUGGUCUUCCAAGUCUCUCCCACAACUUCAACCUUAAGAGACCUUUUUACGAUCUUUGUUCUCACGCUCUCUGCACUCCCCUUACCGAUCAACACCGAGAGCAACUUUCCUGAUUGCUAUACGUUCGAGAGAGUCUAUUUUAGCAACCAGCAGAAGACAUUGAAGAGUACUCGUCGUUCAACAACCACAAUGUCCGCCCCUCUUUCUUCGGAGCUGUCGUCUCCUUCUUCCUUGAUCCAAGAAUCUACUGUCUACUCCGACUAUGGUCCAGACGAGGAGUUGAAGACCCAGAGUCAAGACCACGUCAAGUCUACAACCAAAUCUGCGUCCAAGAAGUCUCCGUUUCUCAAGUAUCCGGCCGACAUCCAGCGUCUCAUCCGACGUGGCCUUUGCACCUAUGGCAUCAACACGGGCCCAGUACCCGAUGACACAGACUGGGCCAAGCUCACUGUUGCCAUGCUCAGGGAGCAGCUCGUCAUGCGUGAGAUGCCAGACGAUGGGAAGAAGGGUGUUCUCGUUGAGAGGCUCGAGAACUUGAAGACGUAUAAGCCUGAGGUCGUUGCUAGCAGAGACGCCCCUGACGACAAGCCAUUCGGCCCUAUCUCCAGGAAUACCGGCAGCAAAGGCGAGAAGCGCUUCUUUGUGGACAUGAGUGACAAGGGCCACGUUGGUUCUGUCAAGAAAGCAAUGAAGGAAGACAUGUUCGUGAUCAAGCAGUUCAACGAUCUCGAUAGUGAAGUCAGCUUCAGCCUUCGCGGGACCGGUCCCGAUACAUACGAUGUCACCAUCGGAACCAAAACCUCGUGUACCUGCUCGAGCAUCGUAGAUAUCAUGACGCAUGCUUUCCGGGCGCCUGCUGAGCUCCUCCCACAACGGACAUUGUUCGCCGAGGAGAUCAAGAAGCUCGUUGACCGCGCCCCCAAAGUCCGCUUCACCGCGGCGGAGGCCAGCCAAUACUUCUCUCUGUCGGGUGGUGUUCCGAAGUCCAAGGACGGCAAGUCCUGUCCUGUCUGCUUCAAGGAUAUUGGUGAGGCAGAGACGGUGUGCUGCGGAUGGACCCUCACGUGCGCUGUCUGUCAGGUUGACUGGUCGAACACGGUUAUCUGAGAGCAAGAUGGCAGUUCUUCAACAAGAGGUUUGGAGGGGUGUUGAUACUAAGAGACAUGACUAUUGAAGGCGUGUGGCUGGCUUUGAAAUGCCAUUUGGCAGAAGGCUUGACAACGCAGCCGGCUCAAC
Messenger RNA from Colletotrichum phormii, 1288 nucleotides. RefSeq lists its product as uncharacterized. The record is from RefSeq and is a predicted model, not a curated record. The coding region runs from base 242 to 1159 and encodes 305 amino acids. The transcript has 3 exons. Lineage: Eukaryota; Fungi; Ascomycota; Sordariomycetes; Glomerellales; Glomerellaceae.